Messenger RNA from Asparagus officinalis (garden asparagus), 2798 nucleotides. Its product is annotated as protein FAR1-RELATED SEQUENCE 11-like. The transcript has 4 exons. The record is from RefSeq and is a predicted model, not a curated record. Gene Ontology annotation, molecular function: zinc ion binding. The coding region runs from base 269 to 2608 and encodes 779 amino acids. Gene Ontology annotation, biological process: regulation of DNA-templated transcription. Lineage: Eukaryota; Viridiplantae; Streptophyta; Magnoliopsida; Asparagales; Asparagaceae.
AAACGUCCUCAUGUCGCCGCCCGCCAGGUAGGAUGCGCACGAUUAGCUGUGCCCUCCGUUGGCGACCUUAGCCGAACCUUUCUUCUAAAUCGCCUCUCGCUCGCCGUGGAUGCGCCGCGCCCUUCUCCUCCUCUCGACACACUCUACCCACAAUUUAUUUUCCCGCGUUCUUCAAAACCCCAAAAUAUUCAGUAAAUAAGAAUUAGGGUUAGGGUUAGGGUUUUCGUUUUUCCGUUCUUUGAGAUCUGAAUACAGAAUUGGGGUAGGGAUGGGGGAUGAUCAACCCCCCUCGAUCAAGUUCCGGGGAUUUCUAGGGUUUCUUCGAGCGAUGAGAUCAGGAUCUCUUAUAGAAAGCUACUCCUCAGAAAAAUCAUUUGAGAAAACAAUGCAGACUGUAGACAAUUCCAUAAUCAGAGUUGAAACAUCUGAGGAGAUAGAAUCUACAGAGGAGAUUCCUGAAGAAACAAUAUUAUCAGUGCCAACUUCAGUAAAUCUUGUUCCAUUUAUUGGGCAAAGAUUUGUUUCUCAAGAUGCGGCCUAUGAGUUUUACUGUACCUUUGCAAAGCAAUGUGGUUUCUCUAUUAGACGGCAUCGAACUCGAGGAAAAGAUGGUGUAGGCCGUGGUGUCACUAGAAGGGAUUUCACUUGCCAUCGUAGCGGUUUUCCCCAAACAAAGAAAUCAGAUGAUAACAGACUGCAUAGAAAUCGAAGAUCAUCUCGUUGUGGUUGUCAGGCAUAUAUGAGAAUAGUUAAAAGAGCAGAAUUUGACAUCCCUGAAUGGCGUAUCACAGGCUUCAGCAAUGUUCACAAUCAUGAACUCUUUAGAUCAAACGAAGCGCAUGAACUUUCGGGUUAUUAUUCUAUUUCAACAGAUGAUAAGAGUCGCAUUUGCAUGUUUGCGAAAGCUGGAUUGUCUGUUAGGCAAAUGUUAAGACUAUUAGAGCUAGAGAAAGGUGUGAAACUUGGUUGUUUACCAUUUACCGAAAUAGAUGUGAGGAACUUGCUCAAAACUUUUAGAAAUGCAGAUGAUGACAAUGAUGCCAUUGACCUUGUUUCCAUGUGCAAGCGGAUCAAAGAUGAAGAUCCCAAUUUCAAAUAUGAAUUCGAGAUUGAUGCUAACAACCGAUUGGAGCAUAUCGCAUGGUCAUAUGCAUCAUCUGUUCGAUCUUAUGAUGCAUAUGGGGAUGUCGUGAUCUUUGACACAACUCGAGUAUUGGAUGCCUAUGACAUGAUAUUAGGAAUCUGGAUCGGGGUGGAUAAUCAUGGGAUGAAUUGUUUCUUUGGGUGUGCUCUUUUACGAGAUGAGAAUGUGCAAUCUUUUUCUUGGGCUUUGAAGACUUUUUUGGGUUUUAUGAAAGGAAAGGCUCCACAAUCAAUCUUAACUGAUCAGAACGUGUGGCUCAAAGAGGCAAUUUCUAUUGAAAUGCCAAAUACAAAACAUGCCUUUUGUAUUUGGCACGUCAUUGCUAAAUUCUCUGAUUGGUUUUCGAUGCUUCUUGGCUCACAAUAUGAUAAUUGGAAGACUGAUUUCCUACGUGCAUAUAAUUUAGAGGCAGUAGAGGACUUUGAGAUUGAAUGGAAGAAAAUGAUUAAUAAAUAUUCCCUUCACACAAAUAAGCAUGUCGCUGGUUUAUAUGGAUUGAGAACAUUCUGGGCAUUGCCUUACUUGAGAUGCUCUUUCUUUGCUGGUAUGACUUCGACUAGUCAUGCAGAAUCAGUUAGUGGUUUCAUCCAUCGGUUCUUAUCUGCACAAUCGAAGCGGGAGAACUUUGUUGAGCAUGCCGCAACUAUUAUUGAACCUAAAGAUCAGGAAAAAGGAAAACAAAAGUCAGAAAGAAGGCUCCACAAGAUAUCUCUAAAGUCCGGGUCACCUAUAGAGUCUCAUGCAGCUUCCAUACUUACACCCUAUGCCUUCUGUAAACUCCAGGAGGAGCUUGUAUUGGCUCCACAAUUUGCAUCAUUUCCAAUAGAAGACAACUGCUUACUUGUGAGACAUCACACACAAGUGGAUGGAGGGUGCCAAGUUAUUUGGAAGCCAAACGAAGAAGUCAUAAGUUGCAGUUGUCGUCAAUUUGAAUUCUCAGGGACCCUCUGCAGGCACGCUCUCCGUGUCCUCUCUGCAAGCAAUUGCUUUCAGAUUCCAGAAAAAUACUUACCUUCUAGAUGGCGCUCUGUGAGUUUGCCUGUCUCAAAAGAGAAUACUGAACGAGUUAAUAUAUUGCAGUCUAUGGCGUCCACUCUUCUUUCAGAGUCUAUUGACUCGGAAGAGUGCCUUGAGGUUGCUUCAGAGCAAAUUUCACUGGCAUUAUCUCGUAUUCGAGAAAUUUCUCGGUCAUCUCAUGGAUUGAGUGAUGUUGGCUAUGGAAGUCCAUCUGAGUCCCUGAUAAUACCAGAAGGUGAGGAUAUUGAUGGCCUCAAAAUUGGCCAUGCUCGUGAAUCUUAUCCACUGGGAAAGCUAAAAGAAAGGGGAGGAGGAGACGAGAUUGAGAUGUCAAGGAAAAGAAGGCGCUGCCCAGCUCCUUGCUGCGUGCAAUUUGGGCAUGACUCUCGUGACUGCCCAAUGAUUGGAAGUGAAGGUUUGAGUGAAGAUGAUCUAGGAUUUUUGUAGCGUUGCGUUGAACUUUGGCUUACUGUAUGCUAGUAUGUCCCAUGCAGUUCGGGAUCAUUUUUCCUCCGCAUUUCACAUCGGCCUUUUUCUUUGUUCUUUGAAUACAUUUAUGUAACCUGUUAUCGACCUUACAUCCCUUGAGAAGUAGGGAGAUUUCCUUCUAUACAUGUAAAGCAAGCUUUUUCUGAGA